ACUGUAUUCACCCGUUAUACGGCGGCACUGAACGGUGUUAGACCGGCUCCGGCCGUGCAGCCGGGAUGUAUGCUGUAGACGGUCACCUCCUCCUGGUUUCGGUGUAAAAAAAAAAAAGAAAGAAAAACUAAAAUUAAUAAGAGACUGAGAGUAGAGAGAGUGUGUAGUGCAGGCGGGUUCUCUCUGCAGACAUGGCCUUUGAGAGCCUGUUCUCCAGACCCCCCAACCCAGCCCCAGACACCCACAUGACAGAGUGUCAGCAUGCAGGGGACGAAAGGAAGGAGGGAGAGUUGGAAGACGGCGAAAUAGAUGAUGCCGGGUUUGAGGAGGAAGAACCAGAAGAAGUGAAGGAAGAGGCCAAAGAGGAAGAAGAGGAGCCUCGGGAAGAGAGGCCUCAUAAAAAGUCCAAGAAGUCGAAAAAGAAAGUGAAAGUGAAGAAGAAACACCGCCACAAAACCAAGCACAAGCGCACCACACCAUCCAGCGACGAGAGCUCGGACUACAGCUCGGACGAUGACCACGCUGAGAGGCCUCGCAAGGUUCCCAAGUACCGAGAUUACGACUCUCAUUACAGACAUCAUGGACGUGGCGGUUACAUGUCCUCCUCAAAGUCUAUGCACAGCAAGAAAACCCCGCCUGACUAUGACGGCUACAGCAACUACAGCGAUGGCAACUACAAUGAAGAAGAUGAGGACUUUGCUGAGCAGCUGAAACACUACCGGCAAGCGAAGGAGAACCCCGACGUGGAUGAACCUCCUUAUAAGAAGCCAGCCAUGAAAGGGAUGCCGACAGGGCCAGAACAGAAAGGGUACUACUAUGGACGGGGCCUCGGGCCACACAAGAAGACAAUGCAUAAAGACCGAGGCCGAGGAAGAGGGUCUCAUAAAGGGCUGAACCCUUAUUAUCAAGAUGGCUUCCAAGAGGAGAAUAAACAUGGGAAGAAAUGGGUGGCGAUGAGUCAAGAAUUCAUCAAUCAGCAUACAGUGGAACGCAGAGGGAAGCAGAUCUGCAAGUAUUUCUUGGAGGCCCGAUGUAUAAAGGGAGACCAAUGCAAGUUUGAUCAUGAUGCCGAGAUAGAAAAGAAGAAAGAAAUCUGCAAGUUUUACAUACAAGGUUACUGUACAAGAGGCGAGAACUGUAUUUACAUGCAUAAUAAUUUCCAGUGCAAGUUUCACCAUACAGGGACAACGUGCUACCAAGGAGACAACUGCAAAUUUUCUCACGACCCCCUUACUGACGAGACCAGGGAGCUACUGCACAAGGUUCUGAACACGGAAGAAGAAGCGCAGCACGACAUGGAUGAGGAGAUGGAGGAAGAGCCGCAUCAUGGGUCAAAGUUUUACAAUCAAUCGUACAUGGGAAUGCAGUACCAAGGAAAUCACCCGUCUUUGUACAACUCUGAGCCCCUGCCUGACCCGGGGCCCCUGCCGCCACCGCCAAUGUAUGGGAACUCAGGCGUGAAUGCAUCAUUCAACUCCUCCGCAGGCCACGGUAUGAACCAUCAGAGAGAAGGUCCCAGUGUCCACCCACCGCCAUACCACCACAGUGCAGACGAGCAGCCGCAUGGAAUGCAGCAACAAAGCAGCUAUCAGUCUGUACAGAGUGCACCUGCGUACUAUGAGAACUACUACUCCCAGCAGGCCGUUCAUAGCGUGAAACCUUCCAGCGUUCCUGAAUCUAUGCAUAAAGUUUUAUUUUCAAGAAUUGGAAAAACGAUGGACGGCGGGGACACGAGUCAACCUCCGCCACAGAGAUCCAUGAGUAGAGAAGAAGAUGAAUUUGCAAACUGGUAUAGCAGUGAGGAAGAGGAUGGUAGCGGCGUUAGUUCCAUCUUAAAAACCCUGCGGAACCAAACCAAACUGGCCAGGAACAACACCACCGAGCAGCAGCCGGCCCCUCAAGUAUGUGACCCAAGGCUGGCAAAAGAGAGGGCUGUUGGUGGCCAGCCAUUCGAUCCUAGACUAAGACUUCACCCGGGACAAAGUCCCGGACAUCACGUGGAGAGUGCCACAUCUGAUCCCAGAAACACACGGGACCCCAGGAAGAUUAAACUAGAGACCUCUGCCGUUAGCCACCUUCCUCACUCAGGAGGGAACGUUAAGCCGAGAGGGAAUGAUGAUGAGGAUGAGGAUGCCGAGAGGGAACUAAGAGAGAAAACCGCAGUCAUACCGCUAGAAACCUUACCAGGGGUAAGUCUAAGGGACCCGCGCUGUAAGCUGAGGCAAUUCAGCCACAUUAAAAUGGACAUUGUACUGUCCAAACCCAACUUUGCAAAACUUAUUGUGUGGGCACCUGAGGAUCUACUCCCAGUCCCCCCUCCAAAACCUGACCCAGUUUCAUCCAUAAAUCUUCCAUUACCUCCACUAAUUGCUGACCAGAGGCUUAAUAAAUCCAGGCCCCUGGUCACGGAGGUGCUUCAGUCCGGUUCUGACCCAAGACUGGAGAGGGUGGAUCCCAGACUGGAGCAAAAAGCGAAACAAGCGAUCAUUUCAGUCAAAGGCAGCUACGUGGAACCAGCAGCAGCAGCAGAUUCGCAUGUGACAAUCCACAAAAUGAACGACCCCCGUCUCCAAAAGAGCCUUCAGUCCCGACUUCAUAGAUUCCCCAGCAAUGACAGCCAGCCGAGCGCAGCAAAGGAGUCCUUGCCACCUAAAGUUGACCCCCGCUUGGCAGCAAGAUCAUCCAUAAGUUCACCACCAACAUCCGUGAAGCCUGCCCAAGAAGUCCUUUCAUCAUACGCUCCAAAAACGUCCCCUUCUGGCAGCAGAUUGGGUAGUCCUGUGUCCAUACUGAAAAAUAUCAGUCUGUACAGGCAACGAGACGGCUCCACAACAUCAGCAGAUACCGUUCCGACUUCCAUAGGAGAAAACGGAGACCAUGAAAAAAAGACUGAGGAUGCGGGCAAGCCGAGCAAAGACGAGUCUGAGGAAACGGAGGAGAAGCCUCAGCAGCCCAUCGGAGAACCCACUAUUAAGAGUCCGGAGGACAGUGAGGAUAAGGUCGACUGCCCCGCCGACAAAGAGGAGGCAACCGAUAAAAACACCACAGCACAGGUGCCCGCCAUUCACAACCUCCCCGUCUCAGCUUUGGCGGGACUUAUACGGCCUCAGUACAGCGAUCCGAGGCAGAUCAAACCAGCAGCUCCAAGCCAAGGCCCAGAAACCAAAGCAGAAGGCGAAGGGGACGGCAAGCCGCUGAAAGACGUUUUCAAAACCUUCGACCCCACGGCUUCUCCAUUCUGCUAGCGGCACUCCAGUUUCUUAGGUUUUUGUAUUUCCUGUCCUGUGCCGGCCAAGCUCCGGCCUCUCCCCGUCUCCGUUAUUUAUUUGUACAUUAAACCACGCUCCUCCGCGCCGCUCCCCGUGUACAUUUCUGCCGUGCCGGCUGCAUUUCCUGUGGUAUUGUAUUUUUUAUUCCUAUGCUAGUGGAUCAUGUGAUAGAGAAAGCGACAUAACAGGCUGCAACCAAGCACUUUCACUGUAAAUAGGGCACAAUGUGAAGAUUAUACAUGUAUAUGGUAUGUGCUAUGCUCAUGACGGUGUAAAUUAGAUAUCUCCGCUUAAUAGCAAGUCUGGGGGGGGGGGGUUAUUAAAGGGGUGUUCCAGUCUGCGACAUCUCUAGGAUAUGCCGUCAGUGUCAGAUAGGUGCACCUCUCAGCUCUUGGACCCGCUCCUAUCUCCAAAACGAGCCCUCUGGAGUAAACAGAGAGCAGCCGCACAUGCGCCGCCACCCUCCGUUCACCACUAUAGUUGAGCGCUGACUUCGAUUUUUUUUCAACAGUCCCAUAGUGGUGAAGGGAAAUGCGGGACUUCUGAAAAUAGCUGAGGACUCCCAUAGAGAACAGUAUUUUACUUUUAGACCCCCGUUCU
Messenger RNA from Bufo gargarizans (Asiatic toad), 3869 nucleotides. Its product is annotated as zinc finger CCCH domain-containing protein 6-like. The record is from RefSeq and is a predicted model, not a curated record. Gene Ontology annotation, biological process: negative regulation of DNA-templated transcription. Gene Ontology annotation, molecular function: RNA binding; metal ion binding. Gene Ontology annotation, cellular component: nucleus. Lineage: Eukaryota; Metazoa; Chordata; Amphibia; Anura; Bufonidae.